GUAAAAUAUGUCCUUAAAUCCCAGGAACAAAGUCUGUACGGUCAUGUUUACAUACGGUCAACCGGGGUCAAAAAAGGGUUUCUCGGUACGAGGUAAAUAAAAAACCAAGAUGGCGGGCGGAUCGCGAAAUCGAGCCGGGAAACCUCCGCCGAGAUUGCGGCCUCACCACGCCGAAAAACAGAGCCAUGGCAAUGAGAGGAGAGAAGAGGAAGUGGUGACUGUCCAGUCUUGUUGGGCGCCCAGUUUCCACACGGCGUUCAAAGUUCUGCUGUCUGCGAGAUUCUGUGCUGCUCUACUCAGUAACAUCUCCGACUGCGACGAGACCUACAACUACUGGGAACCUACGCACUACCUGAUGUACGGUAAGGGUUUCCAGACGUGGGAGUACUCCCCGGCGUACGGUCUGCGGUCAUACGCGUAUGUCUGGCUCCACAUCCUCCCCGCGCUCUUCCACAGCCGACUGCUCAAGGCCAACAAAGUCCUCAUUUUCUACUUCAUCCGCUGUGUGCUGGGCUUCUUCUGCGCACUGGCAGAGGCUUACUUCUACAAGGGGAUCUGUAAGAAGUUCGGAGCCCAUGUGGGCAGGAUGACGCUGUGUUUCCUGCUGUUCAGUACCGGGAUGUUCAUCUCAUCUACAGCAUUCCUGCCGAGCUCCUUCUCCAUGAUCUGGACCAUGGUCGCCAUGGCAGCCUGGUGGACUCACUACGACGGGGUGGCCAUUUUCAGUAUAGCAGUGAGUGCCAUAGUAGGCUGGCCGUUUGCAGCGGCGCUGGGCAUCCCCAUAGCUGUAGACCUGGUGUUGAGAAGACAACGUGUCGCCCUGUUUUGUCAGUGGGUCAUCAUCUCUCUGUGUCUAGUACUGGUCCCCCUGAUGAUGGUAGACACUGUGUACUAUGGGAAACUGGUCGUUGCUCCCCUCAACAUCGUCCUGUAUAACGUAUUCAGUGACCACGGGCCAGAUAUAUACGGUGUGGAACCCUGGACGUUUUACUUCCUGAACGGUUUCCUGAACUUCAACAUCGUGUUUCUGAUGGGGCUGGUGGCCAUGCCGCUCGGGUUGUUUGUUGACAACAUGCUGAAGCAGCGAUCUCCGGGUUACGUUCCCACCCAUCAGCUGAUGUACACCCUGUCUCCCCUGUACAUCUGGGUAAUCAUCUUCUUCACAAGGCCUCAUAAGGAGGAGAGGUUCUUGUUCCCGGUGUACCCACUGAUCUGCCUGUGUGCAGCCGUCACCCUGGCCUCUUUUCAGAAACUUUACCACUUCACCCUAACGGAGAGAAAACGACAGCACUACACCAUCGCGUCUAACUGGGUGGCUGUCGGCAUCUCUGUUCUGUACGGGCUUCUCUGUGUGUCCAGAUCCGUCGCACUCUUCCAGGGCUACCACGCCCCCUUGGACCUGUACCCGGAACUGUCGCGGAUUGUGGAGGACCCGUCUGUCCACACCAUGGACCCCAGCAGGGAGGUCAACCUCUGCGUCGGCAAGGAGUGGUACCGAUUUCCUAACAGCUUCUUCCUGCCGGAAAAUUGGCAACUACAGUUCAUCCAGUCAGAGUUCAGAGGUCAGCUGCCCAAACCGUACGCGCCUGGCGCGGAUGGGUCAAAGGUCGUGCCAACACACAUGAACGAUAUGAACUUGGAGGAGACAUCAAGAUAUAUUGACCUUCGGAAGUGUCACUACCUGGUUGACCUUGACCUUCCGGGGGAAACCCAGCGAGAGCCGCGCUACGCCAGACUGACCAAGGACUGGACCGUCGUCGCUUCCCAGCCUUUCCUAGACUCCGCCAGAUCUCAUCCGUUUUUCCGGGCUUUCUUCAUCCCGUUUCUGUCGAAGCAUCACACGGAGUUCACGGAUUACAACAUCCUCCAGAACACCAGGCUGCUCGGCAACAAGCGCAGAACGGAAACUAACCAGCAGUAGAACGCUCUGUAGAAUACACACUAUAGAACACAGAACAGAAAGUAACUUACUGUAGAACACACUGUAUAACUAUCUUGUUGUAGAACACCGGCUACACAGAACAGAGUACUGGUAAAACACAAAAGAAUUCACAAUAGAACACUGGAAACACAAAACAAGCUAACCAGCAGUAGAACACACUAUAGAACACCAGCUACACAGAACAGAAACUUACUGUAGAACACACUAUAGAACACUGGCUAUAUAAAACAGAAACUAACCAGCAGUAGAACGCUCUGUAGAACCCACUAUAGAACACUGGCUACACAGAACAGAAACUAACUGUAGAACACACUUUACACAAAACAGAACACAAUGUAGAACACUGGCUACACAGCACAGAAUACCGGUAACACACAAAAGAAUGCACAGUUAGUGAGUGGAACACUGGCAAGACAAAAUAGAAGCUAACCAGCAGUAGAGCACUCUAUAGAACACUGGCUACACAGAACAGAAAAUAACCAGCGCUAGAACACAAUGUAGAAAACUGGCUACACAGAACAGAAACUAACCAGCAAUAGAAUGCAAUAUGGAACACAGAACAGACACUAUAUAUAAUGCACAGUCCAGCUACACAGAAAAGAAACUAAGCAGUUGUAGACCCCAAAAUUAGAACACUGGCUACCCAACACAAAAUAAUACACAAUAGAAUGCACAUUAGAGCACCAGUAACUCGAAACACAAACUAAACAGGCAAUAGAUCACACAGUAGUUUAAGUCUUGGCUUCUGUCUAGAAGUAGAAAUCUCUACUCUUGUCAAAGAGCCAUUUUAUCAGGUAAAAGUUUUGCCAGUUGACUCAGUUCUACCGUAAUGUAUUUUAGUAGGACAUGUUGGAAAAAGUUCUGCACCCAGUUUUUUUUAAUUGAUAUACCAAAGAAUAUACAGAAAUUUGCUACUAGUUGAGCUCAAAAUAUCACAAAUUUUGAAGAAAAAAAGUCUCCCAGGAAGCAUGUAUUACGAAAACUAAAUAUUUGUUUUUCCAUUUUAAUUUCCACUCCAAAAUUGCUAAGGACUUUUCCUGCCAAAUUGGACCAUUUCACAGCAGUUAAGCAGAAAUUUAGUCAGUGACUGUCAAACAUCAAAAUGUACAGAAAUCAUGAAGAAAUCCUUGUUAAUAGAUAAACACAACUGGAACUAUAAAUAAGUGUGAUACUAUAUCGAUGUAAAGAAAAAUUAGAGAUAGCAGAGGUGACAUUAACUUCAUACUUUCUCAUCUACAAAAGUAAUGAAUAUUCUUUUCUAUUGGUAUUAUGAGAGUUGGAUUCUUGCUUACUUUAUUUUGAUUAUUUACAUUGAUAGAUGUUGAU
Messenger RNA from Branchiostoma belcheri (Belcher's lancelet), 3268 nucleotides. Its product is annotated as alpha-1,2-mannosyltransferase ALG9-like. Gene Ontology annotation, cellular component: endoplasmic reticulum membrane. The record is from RefSeq and is a predicted model, not a curated record. Gene Ontology annotation, biological process: protein N-linked glycosylation. Lineage: Eukaryota; Metazoa; Chordata; Leptocardii; Amphioxiformes; Branchiostomatidae. Gene Ontology annotation, molecular function: alpha-1,2-mannosyltransferase activity. The transcript is spliced from 17 exons. The coding region runs from base 110 to 1921 and encodes 603 amino acids.